Aureobasidium pullulans EXF-150 is the source of this 645-nucleotide messenger RNA. Its product is annotated as NAD(P)-binding protein. Gene Ontology annotation, molecular function: oxidoreductase activity. The transcript has a single exon. The record is from RefSeq and is a predicted model, not a curated record. The annotation marks the transcript as partial. NCBI's taxonomy places the organism in Eukaryota, Fungi, Ascomycota, Dothideomycetes, Dothideales, Saccotheciaceae.
AUGGCAUUCAAGAAGGUCGCUAUCGCAGGUGCCACCGGUAACCUUGGUCCUUCCAUCGUCAAUGAGCUUGUCAAACAAGGCUUCGAAGUCACUGUCCUCUCCAGCUCCGGCAAGACCUCUGGCCUCCCCUCAGCAAUCAAGGUCGUCAAAGUCGAUUACUCUUCCCAAGAUUCCGUAAUCUCCGCCCUGCGUGGCCAAGAAGCCUUCGUCUCAGCUAUUCCCAAGCACGAAGAGCAACCCGCACUCAUCGACGCCGCUAUCGCCGCCGGUGUUCAGCGAUUUAUCCCUUCCGAGUUCGGCAGCAACAUCGUCGGUAACGAAAAGGUUCGCGCUCUGCCAGUUUUCGGCGGCAAGGUCAAGACACAAGACUAUCUGCGUGCCAAGCAAGACCAGAUCAGCUACACACUCAUCACAAACGGAUUGUUCCUCGAUUGGGCUAUCAACCUCGGCUGGGUCGUGAACCUCAAGGGCAAGACGGAAAUCAACGACAACGGCGACAGUCUUCACAGUUUCACCCUUCUCUCAGAUAUCGGCAAGGCUGUUGCUGGUGUCCUUAACAACCCUGAGGAGACAAAGAACCGUGGUGUUUACGUCCAGACUGUCGCCCUAAGUCAAAAUCAAGCUCUCAAGAUCGCGCAAAAGAUC